This is a messenger RNA of Eimeria maxima, 497 nucleotides long. RefSeq lists its product as hypothetical. Lineage: Eukaryota; Apicomplexa; Conoidasida; Eucoccidiorida; Eimeriidae. The annotation marks the transcript as partial. The transcript is spliced from 3 exons. The record is from RefSeq and is a predicted model, not a curated record.
GGAUGACUUAUGAGGCAAUUGCCAAACGCAGCGCCAUUAAUGACAAUAUUGCUUAUUUAAAACAAAAAUUUCAACAACUCGGAAGAAUAUUUGUUGAACAACAUAAAAAUAGUAAAAAGCUACAACUAACAGAAGAAGAAAUGGAGAGAAGACAUAUGCAACUUAAUACUCUUCUAAGACAAAUUGAAGCUGUACACCGACUAAGCAAAGGGGCGCCUGCUGCCUUUGACUCGGAUAGCCAGCAGCAAUCGGCGGUGCCUUUGAAGGAUUUAAUGUUAAGUCACAGCAGCAGCAGCGGCACAAACAACAUAAACAAAGAAAACAAUUAUAAUUACAACAACAAUAACAACAGCAGCAACGCAGGUACAGGAGGCACUUAUGAACUAACACAAGAAGACGAGGCGGUGCUUAAGAGAUGGGCAGAACGAGACAAAGUUUUCGAUGCUAAGGUUGAAGAAAUAGGGAAAUCAAUUGAUAGAAUAGCUUUGCACGGAUAG